AUGGCCCUGAAGGAGGGCGGCGGCCCCGGCGGGACCCCCACCCCCAUCAACCCCGCCACCAUCCUCCCCAUCAGCGAGAUGAUCUCGGGGUGCCCCGCGGGGGCCGCGCCGCCGGGCUGCGCCUUCCCCGAGGUGGUGGAGCUGAACGUGGGCGGCCAGGUGUACGUGACCCGGCACUCCACCUUGCUGAGCGUGGCCGAGAGCACCUUGGCGCAGAUGUUCUCCCCGUCGCGGCUGAGCGGCGGGUGCCGGGAGCUGCCGCGGGACAGCCGCGCCCGCUUCUUCAUCGACCGCGACGGCUUCCUCUUCAGGUACGUCCUGGAUUACCUGCGGGACAAGCAGCUGGCCCUGCCCGAGCACUUCCCGGAGAAGGAGCGGCUGCUCCGCGAGGCCGAGCACUUCCAGCUGCCCGACCUGGCUAAGCUGCUCUCCCCCAAGGUGCCCAAGCAGGGCUCGCUUAACGACGAAGGCUGCCAGAGCGACCUGGAGGAGAGCGCCUCGCCCGGCAGCGGGGACUUGUUGCCGGUGGCUCCGCCGUCCCGGGCCGGGGAGAGGCGCUCGGGCUUCCUCACCGUCGGCUACCGGGGCUCCUACACGUCGGUGCGGGACAACCAGGCGGACGCCAAGUUCCGACGGGUGGCGCGCAUCAUGGUCUGCGGCCGCAUCGCCCUGGCCAAGGAGGUCUUCGGCGAGACGCUGAACGAGAGCCGCGACCCCGACCGGCCGCCCGAGAAAUACACGGCCCGCUUCUACCUGAAAUACACCUACCUGGAGCAAGCCUUCGACCGGCUGGCCGAGGCCGGCUUCCACAUGGUGGCUUGCAACUCCACGGGCACCGCCGCCUUCGUCAACCAGUACAGGGAGGAUAAGAUCUGGAGUAGCUACACCGAGUACAUCUUCUACCGGCCACCCCAGAGAACGGUGUCACCCAAGCAAGAGGAUGAAGAUCGGAAACCCGAAAAGGGGACGGGCCCCGGGAGCGAGAGCGGGACAUCCUGCAACGAAUUGUCCACCUCCAGUUGCGAGAGCCACUCCGAAGCCAGCACCCCUCAAGAGAACGCCACGAGCGCUCAGCAGCCCACGAGCCACGAGUCCAACACUCUGACGUUGGACCGCCCAUCGAAGAAAGCUCCGGUCCAAAAAAUGCCCCCACCGGAGAAACGUCGUAACAGCGAACUUUUCCAGACUCUGAUGAGUAAGUCCAGAGAAACCAACCUCUCCAAGAAAAAGGUUUCGGAGAAGGUCAGCGUCGAGGAAGAGAUGAAAAAGUGCAUUCAGGAUUUUAAAAACAUUCACAUCCCUGACGAUUUUCCAGAAAGGAAACGCCCGUGGCAAUCUGAACUGUUGCAAAAAUACGGGCUAUAGUUGUCCACACACACACACACCCUCACCGUCCCGAUUAUCGAAUCUCAUGUCCCUGGUGAUUUAAGUGUCUAAUUCCAUUUGCCGGUUACUUGUGGAUUUACUCCUUGGAGCUCUGCGGCUUCUUUCUUCUUUUCGUGAACUGGAUGUUGGAUAGGACAUGGGUUGACUGUUUUCUUCUCUUUUUUUUUAAAGGAUAUACGAUUAAGGAAAACCUAGAUCCUUUUAUA
Molecule: messenger RNA, 1592 nt
Organism: Thamnophis sirtalis
Lineage: Eukaryota; Metazoa; Chordata; Lepidosauria; Squamata; Natricidae
Gene: KCTD8
Product: potassium channel tetramerization domain containing 8
Biological process (GO): protein homooligomerization; regulation of G protein-coupled receptor signaling pathway
Cellular component (GO): signaling receptor complex
Molecular function (GO): protein binding
Source: RefSeq, a predicted model, not a curated record